This is a messenger RNA of Peromyscus eremicus (cactus mouse), 892 nucleotides long. It is a transcript of the gene Sh3bgrl3, whose product is annotated as SH3 domain binding glutamate rich protein like 3. Lineage: Eukaryota; Metazoa; Chordata; Mammalia; Rodentia; Cricetidae. The record is from RefSeq and is a predicted model, not a curated record. Gene Ontology annotation, cellular component: cytoplasm. The transcript has 2 exons. Bases 38 to 556 code for a protein of 172 amino acids.
ACCUGGAGACCAGGGUGGUGACUGCGCUGGGCACUGGAUGUACAAAACCUGGGUGAACUGGGAAAAGCAUUCAGCUGAACCGUUCUGCCUACCUUCCCGGCUUUUCUUUUUUGUGGUUUUUGUUGUUGUUUUGUUUUUUUCUGGUCCCCUCCCAACCACACAUGAGCCCCAAGCCAAACGGCUGAGUGGAGCCGAACAGCUGCUGAGGCUGGGGUCCUCCGGGCUGCAGGCCACAGCAGGGCAGGGAGGGAGCCUCCAGCGCAGGGCGGUGUCAUGCAGGCCCCGCCUCGCCCGCCUGCGCCGCUCAUUGGCCCCGAACGCACUGACUCGCGGGCGGAGCAGGAAGGAAACCGCUCCCAAGCGCGGCGGCAGCGUCGUUUCUAGCCGUGCAGCUGCCGCUCCCACCAGCCCUCGGUUGCUUUGCGUGUCCCUUUCCUGCAGCAUGAGUGGUCUGCGCGUCUACAGCACGUCGGUCACCGGCUCUCGUGAAGACUAUGAACUCUUCGUGGAGGCCGUGGAACAGAACACACUGCAAGAGUUCCUGAAGCUGGCCUGAGUAGGGAUGACCACCAUCCCUACCCAACUCCUCACCAGGCCUUGAAGGACCUUGUGACCAACCUUGGAGUCCCUCCCUGCAAACCCAAGCCCUUUCUGUAUCCUCCUCCUUCCUUCCUUCCAAGGCAACAUUCCUUACUCACCAAUCGGUCUCAAGAGAUUGUCUUAAGCAAUGCCCCCAAUGCUGGCUGCCCCUAGCCAGGCCAUGGGGCUACCUCCCUGCCUGGCACUGCCUGAUGGGUAUUUGUUAGUUCCAUCAGCCAGAGCUCUGCCAAAGGCCCCGCAAGUCCCUCUCCUGGGAGCAUCCUAGAGACAAUUAAAUGCCCAUUCCACUGGU